AUGUCCGACCGAAACAGGCAACAGCACCUAAGCCAGGAGUCCGCCACAACACGCUUUAUGAAAGGCGCUGGUCAAGUGAAUGACCCGGAUAAUAAGCUUUGGGGACCAGCGAAAUGGCUGGUUGGCAUGAUUCAAUAUCUCGUGGCCGUCAUGAUGGUCACAAUCGCGGAGGGUUUCAAGGCAAUCCUCAGCGGCAAGAAACCACAAGGUCGAAGACGGCCUCACGGCCAGUAA
Messenger RNA from Ramularia collo-cygni, 234 nucleotides. RefSeq lists its product as uncharacterized. The transcript is spliced from 3 exons. The coding region runs from base 1 to 234 and encodes 77 amino acids. The record is from RefSeq and is a predicted model, not a curated record. Lineage: Eukaryota; Fungi; Ascomycota; Dothideomycetes; Mycosphaerellales; Mycosphaerellaceae.